CCUUGUCCCUUCUCUUCCUCUCCCACGGCGGCGCACGAACACGCAGCAGUCGCCGAUUGUGAGAGAGAGAGAAGAGAGAGUGAGAAGAGAAGCGCCACGCCUUUCCUUUAGAAGGCCAAACCGAACCCCCACCCGACCACCCAGAUGGCACCGCCGGCGACGUCCAUGGCCGAUAUACCGGAUGUGAUGCUCGAGGAAAUCUUCCUACGCCUCACAGCUGCCGAAGACCUCGCCCGCGCCUCCACCACCUGCCCCUCCUUCCGCCGUGUCAUCGCCGACCACGCCUUCCUGCGCCGGUACCGCGCUCUCCACCCGCCGCCUCUCAUCGGCCUGCUCCAAGACACCUUCAGCCCAGCCCAGCCGCCGCACCCCUCCGCUGUCGCCGCUCGCGCCUUCCUUGGCUUCGACUUCUCCUGCUCAUCCUUCCUCCCCUCCACCCCCGGCCAUACCUGGCGUCGAGUUGAUUUCUUUGACGGACGCGCCCUCCUCGUCGGCCCCCCAAACAAAGAAGACCGCCAAUUUUGGGUCAAGGACCUCGCUGUGUGCGACCCCAUUCACCACCGGUAUGUCCUGCUGCCCGCCAUUCCAGACGACCUGAAAGCGCUGGCUCCUCAGCUGGACCUCCUCACUCUGGAGGCCUUCCUUGCUCCCGGCCAGAAUGAGGAGGGCCCUUUAUCAUUCAGGGUGAUGUGCGUGGCGCAAUGCACAACCAAACUGCUCAUUCUCGUCUUCUCCUCCUCUUUGGGUGGACAAGGACAGUGGCAUGCUCAUACAUUUGAUCAAUGGAGUGGUCAGGGUACAUCUGCUUCCGGUGGUUCAUUUAUCCACUCUCAUGGUGGGUUGUCCAAUCGUCAAUUCGUCCACGGAUGCUUCUAUUGGCAUUUGCAUUUUCGGAACGAGUUGCUUGUGCUGGACGUGCGUGCAAUGGAGUUGUCUGCCAUCAACCUCCCACCUGAACGAGGGACUAACAGUUUUGCCCUUGUUGAGGCAGCAGAAGGGAUGCUCGGAAUGCUCACUGAAGGCUAUGGCGAGGACCACGAUAGUGACCCAUUUUGGCUCACGUAUUCCAUUCUGAGAAAUAACCAAUGGCACUUGAACAAGGUCAUCCAAUUGCCAGUAAACGAUGCUGCUCUUGUUGGUGUAGCCGGGGGAUACCUGCUCCUAGAAGCGUUGUACACCACAACUGCACAAGAGACGCUGAAAUUUGGAUGUUUUUCUGUGGACGUCAAGACAUUGCAGGUCGAGUUUUUCGCUGAGCUUAGCAAACACUUACCUGGACGACUAUAUGCUGGUUUCCCACCAUCAUUGUGUGCACCAACUAUUUGAAGCGGACUGUCAAAGGCGAUGAGGUAGUUCUGCCAGUUCGUUUUUACAUGGUUACAACCACUGGCUGUUUACAAGACCUUUGAAUCUCUAAAAGAAUAGGUGUGCCCUACUUAAAAUAUGAGUUUGCUUGAUUCAGUGUAAUCCUGUAAUGACAAGAUCUAAACGAAAUGAUUUGGCUUGGGAACCAGAUAGCAGAUUGGUUUCAAGUCACCAUGUGUUGUGGAUGUGAAAAAGAUUUACGGCA
Messenger RNA from Aegilops tauschii subsp. strangulata, 1570 nucleotides. RefSeq lists its product as uncharacterized. The record is from RefSeq and is a predicted model, not a curated record. Lineage: Eukaryota; Viridiplantae; Streptophyta; Magnoliopsida; Poales; Poaceae. Gene Ontology annotation, molecular function: protein binding.